Messenger RNA from Linum tenue, 1610 nucleotides. The record is from the annotation of a GenBank genome assembly. NCBI's taxonomy places the organism in Eukaryota, Viridiplantae, Streptophyta, Magnoliopsida, Malpighiales, Linaceae.
AACAAGCAACAAUAGAAUUAAUGGAGAUGAUCAACCCAACCAACAAAGUCGAUGCAACGGCCCUCUACGACGCCGCAAUGAGAGGCGACACCGAAACCCUCCAAGGCCUGCUCCGGAGGGAUACCUUGCUCCUCAAGAAACUCCCGCUCUCUUCCUUCACCGAAACACCUCUCCACAUCUCCGUCCUCGCUGGCCACAUCAACUUCAGCAGGGCGCUUCUCCGCCACGAACCUCGAAUGGCGGUGGAGGUCGACGCGUCCAACUGCACCCCGCUCCACCUGGCCUCCGCUGCCGGCCACGUGGAGCUCGUCAGGGCGUUGUUGGACACUGCAGGCGGUGUGGGCUCGGAUGCCUGCCUGGUUCGCGACGUGGACGGCAGGAUUCCUCUCCACUUGGCGGCGAUGAGGGGGAGAAACGAUGUCGUCAGAGAGCUGGUCGGUGCGAGGCCGGAGUCUGUGCUUGUGAAGCUGGACGGUGGGGAGACUGUUCUGCACCUGUGCGUGAAGUGCGGCCAUCUGGAGGCCCUGAAGGUGUUGGUUGAGAUGAUGGUGAGUAGCGGCGGGAAGAAGGAUGUGAUUGAAUCCAUCUUCAGGUCGGGAGAUGAAGGUGGGAACACCGUUUUGCAUGCAGCUGCCAUGUUCAAGCAAGUUCAGACUACAAGUUACCUGGUUUCACUACCCAGCAUGGGAGCAGCAGUGAAUUCCUUGAAUGGGUUUGGCUCGACAGCCUUGGACUGCCUGGAGCUAUGUCCCAAGGACUUCAAGAGCCUACGAAUCCGAGACCUCCUCGUCGAAGCAGGCGGUAAACGAGCCAAGGAGAUGACUGCUAGCAUCGGUCGUCUUCCACCACAAAAACCUUCAAUAUUGCAAAUAUCCACAUCAUCAGCAGCCAACAAGUCGUGCUGCUGCAAGCCAAUGAAGUCGAUGGGGCGACGGUUCAAGAAGUUCCUGGACUACGACACCAAGUGGAUCGACGAAAUGAAAGGAUCGCUCCUCGUAGUGGCCGCCCUCAUAGCGCAGAUGAGCUUCCAUGCCGCAACCAACCCGCCAGGCGGCGUGUGGCAAGAGAACGUCUCCAACUCCACCGAGGGCUUCGGCUGCGAGGACACGAACAGCGCCCUGUGCAUGGCCGGGACGUCGGUCCACGCUUACAGAGACCCGGAAGUGCUCUACAUCUUCAUGGGGCUCAACACGACGGCGUUUGGCGCGUCCCUGUGCGUCAUGCUUCUCAUCAUCGGCGGGUUCCCUCUCAGGAAGAGGUUCUUCGUCUGGCUGCUGGCGCAAGCGAUUUGCUGGGCCAUGGGCUGCAUGACGGCUGCUUUUGCGUUUGGCGCGCUGUUGGUGACGCCCACUAAGGACGAUGCGCGAGUUCGAGUCGGGUGGGUGAUGUUGAAACUUCUGGGCGCCUGGUUGGUGCUGACUCUGGUGAUUAGCCUGCUCGACACGUUUCGGUUUCUCAUCUGGCUUGGGAGAAAGUUGUGGAAGGUCGGACGAAGAGCAGUGGCCUGUUGUUGUGUUUGUGCAAGGCCCGGUGGUGAUCAUGUUGUCUAAAAGCAGGUGCAGACUCAGUUGGAUGCAGGUCGAUGCCUAUUGUUAUGUUCAGCGUGUUUU